CAUCCAAACAGCCUACAGUCGUUGCCCUGCGCCCAUUUCUCUGCUUGUGGCCAAUCCCAGCAUCAGCUGUCUGGCGGAUUACCUCAAGCCUGGAGUCGCCUCAAACCCGUUUCGCUGGUGAGAUGGGAACAGUUUACCGUGAGCGACGUUAUAUAUAGUCACCGACAGCACCAGCAUCAUCAUCAUCAUCAUCAUCUUGGGUUGUCGGGAGGCAAACGCAACAAAACGCUGAAGUAGACAGUACCAGCAGCGGCACCACACCUUCCCUCCGCGAUAUCCCGAGGUCGCCUGCUGCACCGGAUUAGACGCCGCGGAUCCGACCUCCAGGAUCAAUAAUGCCCGUUAAUCGAGCCUGACACCGCCGAGAUGCUGCCGGGCUCUAUUCAGAUCACGGGAGAGGCGCUGUCCGGCGCGGAGAUCAAAGACAUAUGCGACAGUCUGAAGGAGAACAGCGUGCGGCUGCUGUCGGUGCGCGGCUGCCAGCUGUCGGACCGGGACUUCGGCCGCGUGUGUCGCGGUGUGGCGGAGUCGGUCUCCCUCGCGCAGCUCAACCUCAACCUCGGCGUGGUGUCCACCAUCGGCCGGACCAAGCAGCUGGCGGAUGCUCUGAAGGCCAACAGAUCCCUCCAGACGCUCUUUCUCCACGGGAGUCCACUUUUAGAUGCAGGACUGGUCAACCUGAAUGGAGCCCUGUCCACUCACCCCUCGCUGGUGUCCUUGGAUUUAGGGGACUGCAUGCUGGGAGAUGAGGCAGUGCGUCUCAUCUGUGGCAUGCUUCCUCCAGAUGGAGCCAAAUCGGGGCUUAAAGAGCUUACGCUGAGUGCUAACCCAGCCGUCAGCACACAGGGCUGGGCUCGACUUGCCAUCGCCGUGGCUCAUAGCUCACAGUUACGAGUCCUCAACCUCGACUACAACCCCUUAGGGGAUCACAUCGCUGGGAUGCUGGCUGUCGCUGUUGCAUCCAGUCGAACUCUUGAAGUCCUGGACCUGGAGGGAACCGGCCUCACCAAUCAGUCAGCACAGGUCUUCCUAGACAUGGUGGAGAACUACCCCACCAGCCUGCGUGUGCUGGUCCUGGCCGAGAACGACAUCAGUCCUGAGCUGCAGCAGCAGAUCUCCGAUCUCCUCUCUGAAGGUGAGGAGGAGGAGGAUAAGGACGGAGAGGCGCGCGGACGCUCGGGGCCCCCCAGGGAGAAACCGGCCUGGGUUCCCCACAGCAUAACUGCUUCUAAGAGGCUGGGGCAAAAGGGAAGUACAGAAACUGACAUUACUCGUGCAUUAUUUAGGAGAGAUCAUUUCUACUUAUGAAAUAGAAAUAUGAAUUUCUUAUAAGGGCCAAGUUGUGAGUUCUGUGUCCUGUAUAUGCUGAAGUCAUUAGACUUAGAGGUUAUUAUUAGCGAGGUUCAAUCUGAAAGGAAUAGUUCGGCUCAAAAUGAUCAUUCUCACGUCGCUCCAAACCGACCUGACUUGAUUUUUCGGUUUUUGACUUGAGUUUUAGGAAGCAAAUCCUGACCAUAUCUUUUCCAUAUGAUGAAAGUGAAAGGGGACUUGUUGGAGGUAAUAAAAAAAUCACCUUAAAAGUUUAGUUUCACUAAAACCAAUGACAUCAAUAGUCUCAAUGGCCCAUUUUUACAGAAAGACUGUUAUACUCACUGAUUUUCUGAAAAAUAGCCUACAUUUUUUAAACACGUUAAUGAUUUUUGGUACAUUCUACAGAAGUCGAAUGGAUUACUUUUUCUUUAAUUAAUUUUUUUUGUCAUUUUGGAGCCUGAGAGACCCAGUCCCCUCUCAUUUCCAUUACUGUACCUCCCCUGUUCAAAGGUUUGGGGUUAAUAAAACGCAAACAGUAGACUUUAAGAUUGUCAAAUACAUUCAGUUCUAACUGAACAUUUAUUCAUCAAGGAAUCAUGAAAAAAGGCUUGCACAAAAACUAUUAAGCAGCACAACUGUUCUUAACAUUGAAAAUAAUGAGCAGCAAAUCAGCAUAUUAAAAUGAUUUCUGAAAAUGCUGAAAAUUCAGCUUUGAUGACGGGAAUUAAGUAUAUAGUAAAAUAUAUUAAAAUAACAAACUGUUAUUUUAAAUUAUAAUGGCAUUCCACAAUAUAAAGUAAAAGCAGCCUUGGUGAGCAGUAAAGUGUACAUGAAGAAGAGCGGCCAGGAUAUUCCCCAAAAAUACACGGGGUAAAAGAAAGUCUGAGCCGGUUUGAGGGUGAAUAAAAGAUGAGAGAAUGAGAACUAUCCCUAGACAGAAGAAUCUGUAGUCGUUCAGAACCGGAGAAGCCGAAUUCCUGUCCUCUUCACACAUUGUCUCUGACCCUUCCAGACUCUUCCAGCUCCCAGAUGGUCCUGAUGACAUCAGGACUGGGUGAGAGCUUUUUGGCAGAGACAGAGAUGUGAUACUGGAGCUGCCCGUGUUGUGUGCUUGCGCUGUAGGACUGCUGCGAGACCACCAGCUAGUGCGCAACCCCUCACGCCGCAUGACCUGUAGCACUUAGCCCAAGACAGUUCAAACCUUAAACACCAAGUGACUUAUAAUACGCAAUAGUGAACUAUUUAUUUUACAGAUGUACAGUCUAUUUAUAAAUCUACUGUAUUUAACCAAUAACAGUAUACUCUGUUAGACGAGCUGUAAAGGGUUAAUGGUAUGGCCUGAUGCCUGAAUAAAUCAGUUUACAACUUUUUAAA
Carassius gibelio (silver crucian carp) is the source of this 2685-nucleotide messenger RNA. RefSeq names its product leucine rich repeat containing 73 (gene lrrc73). Gene Ontology annotation, molecular function: protein binding. The record is from RefSeq and is a predicted model, not a curated record. The transcript is spliced from 6 exons. The coding region runs from base 367 to 1308 and encodes 313 amino acids. Lineage: Eukaryota; Metazoa; Chordata; Actinopteri; Cypriniformes; Cyprinidae.